AUGGAGUGGGUUGUCGUGAAGGGAAUUUCAGGAUAUACAGAUGGAACUGAAUCAAAAAAAAACUGGCAAACGUUUGCAAGUGUGACAGCAGCUUCUUUUGUUGUUAACGUUCUAAAGAAGUGUAGUAUUUUUGAAGAUUGGCCACAUUACAAAGAUCCAAUCCCCUAUUACAUAAAGGCGAGGGGAACAAUUGGACUAGAAGCAUACAGGAGAGCACUGGAGGCAGGCGAAACUUUCGAUAGACGAACCAAAAUUGCAUUGAUUGGUCAGGACCGUGUUGGCAAAACAAGUCUGAGAAGAUACCUUAGAGGUGAAGCAUUUGAUGAAGAUGAAGCCAGCACCAAUGGGAUUGAAAUGAUUUCCCCUAUCAAGAACGCAGGAAAAGGGGCAUGGAGGAAUCCAGCCCCGCUUGAAAACACAAGGGCACUAGACCACAAAUGUGCAGAAGUGGCUGCAAAGGAGGUACUGAUCAGCUCUGAAGAACGACCACAUCGGGUUCAACUGUUUGCUGGAGAAGGAAAGAAGACGAGAGGCGAACCUACAAGAGAAAAGGGAGCGACUCAAGAACGUUCAAAUGACGACCUUGCUUCAAAAGAAGUCAUUAAAAAAAAUGGUAAGGAGAAAAAUUGA
Messenger RNA from Pocillopora verrucosa, 630 nucleotides. Lineage: Eukaryota; Metazoa; Cnidaria; Anthozoa; Scleractinia; Pocilloporidae. The record is from RefSeq and is a predicted model, not a curated record.